Molecule: messenger RNA, 888 nt
Organism: Diaporthe citri
Lineage: Eukaryota; Fungi; Ascomycota; Sordariomycetes; Diaporthales; Diaporthaceae
Exons: 3
Coding region: 1-888 (295 amino acids)
Molecular function (GO): protein binding
Source: RefSeq, a predicted model, not a curated record
AUGGAAUACAACAGACAAAAUAGACGACGAGGCAUCGACGUCGGCAACAUCAUUGGCGAUCCAUUCGCUCUUGCUACCAUCUCCAUCUCAGCGCUCGCAUGGGUCAUUGCUUUCAUCGCAUCUAUCAUCGCCCAAAUCCAGACCAGAGAUAGCUUCCCCACCUACACGUGGUGGACCGUCGUCUACUACUUUUUCACAGUAGGCGGGGUCUUCGUUGUGGUCGCAUCCGACACCACCCAGACCUACCAUGUCGCCGUGGUCGGCUACCUAGCAUGCGGGCUGGUCCUUACCACGUCCUCUGUGAACAGUCUCGUCUAUUCAGCCAAUGGAGCCAAAGAAGCUGCCUCUGCGGGAUUCAUCCUGCUGUCCAUGGUGACCAUUGUGUGGAUCUUCUAUUUCGGCUCCGCACCUUCGGCUGUUCCGCGGGCCUACCUAGAUUCCUUUGCGUUGACCAAGGAGUCUCACAUGAUGAACCGACAGACAAUGAACGGGUAUGGCGGUGGCCGCCCCGAGACGUCGACUUCUGUGCAGCCGCCGCAGAUGUACACCUCUGCCCAGCUCAACGGCUUCGAGAACCCUUCGCCUGUCGCCGGCAUCUCCACCGUGCCCGGCGCUCGUAAUAGCGCUGCAGCGAAUGGUUUCGGUAACUCGCAAAUGAAGGCGCCCGGUGCUACGAACAAUGAGGGGGAGAUAGUCCCUCCAACCGAGUACCCGUACCGAGCCAAGGCCAUCUACAGCUACGAGGCGAACCCAGACGAUGCCAACGAGAUUUCUUUCUCCAAGCACGAGAUCCUGGAAGUUAGCGACGUCAGCGGUCGGUGGUGGCAAGCACGAAAGGAUAAUGGUGACACCGGUAUUGCACCCAGCAAUUACCUGAUCCUGCUUUAG